CUUGAGAACAUUGUGACAGAUCAUAGGGACAAAAUUACAGUUGGUGGUGGAGGAGAGGAAGAUCUUGUUGAUAUUCUUUUAAGGCUUCAAAAGCAGAAUGAUCUCCAAUAUUCCUUAUCUGACAGUGUUGUCAAAGCAAUCAUUUUGAAAUGCUUCUGAGUUCCCAAAAAAUCAAACAUUAAUUUUCAUACACUGCCCUUCCAAGUUUCAAAGUGCAGACCGGUAACAACUUCACUAUUCACUCUUACAAAAGCAUGCUUCUUCUCUUCAUCUUCCUCUGUUCCUCAUUCACAUUGACAUUUCUCCCAUUUUUUCAGCUUCAGACAAAGAAAAGGCAGUAACUUUUUCGAACCCCACUUCCCGUUUUCUUCAAAGUUCGAAUCUUUUGCCCUUAUCAUGCCAAUUCAACCAAAAACCGAACCUGGGUCACCCCCCAUUCUCUCAUCAACCAGUAACAAAAGCUUGGAGACGAUGAGCAUUCCUGAGCUCAUUCAAAUUCUUCGAGUUAAGUGGCAAAGAGAGGAUUAUGACAGAGUUGAAAAGGUUUUGGUAGCAAGAGAGGAAAAACUUAAAACCAAGGUUGGUCAACUUGAAGAGAAGUUUCAGGUUCAGAGUCUAGCUGCGAUUGAUGCCGAGAAGGUACAAGGGCUUUAUGAGACGUUGUUUAAGGAAGUGAAGGAAAGUGGGUUGGACAAGGAAACCAUUGAGAACUUGAGGAAGAAGAACAAGGAGUUAGAGUGCGAGAAUCGUAAGUUGUUGGAGUUGAAGAACAAAUGUGAAGUUGAUCACAAUGCUGUUGAUGAAUUAAGGAAGAAAGUGGCUGAGUUAGAGGCUGAAAAGAAGAAUAAUUUGGAUACCAUUACUGAGUUGAAUGAUGAGAAAAUAGAGGAUCAGCCUAUUGCUCGCAAGAAAAAUUUUAGCUUGAAAAGAAAAAGAGCCGAGAUUGAUACUCAGAAGGAUAAAAUUGUAGAUCUGAUCAACUUUAAAGUUGCGGGAAUAAAGAUUGGUUUGGGAGAGAGAGAAAAAUUUAUCAAAAAUCAAAAAGAACUUCAUGGGUACAAGAGAAAUAUUGAUCCUUUAUCCAUGUGGAGUGAGCACUUUCCUUUUAUGUUAAUGGCUGAUGAGUAUGGACAAUGUUCUACUGAUGUAAAAUUAGUUCAUGAUGUGGAUGAUGUUGGUAUAGCUCAAUACUUACAGGUUAUCGGAGGUCGAUUGUUAUCUAUUGGUCGAACUCAAGAAUUAAAACAUGCAAGUGAUACUUCUGACAAGAAAAGUAUGGAAAAACUUAUGCAGGAGAAUCUAGAAAAAGAGAAGAAAUUCCGGGUCGCUUUAGAAAAGAUAGAAUUAAAAGAUGAAAAAAUGAAUGGUUUGACGGAGAAGAUGUUACUAUUAGAGGAAAAGGAGAAAAAAUUAGAAGAAGAUAAAGUCGAUUUGCAAACAAAAGUGAUGGAGUUGACGAUGGAGAAGAAGAGUUUUGAGACUGACAAGGACAACCAUGGAUCAGAAACCAUGGAGCAGGCGAGGUUUAGCGCCAAACUGACUAAACUUCUUAAAUAAGUUUUUUUAAAAAAAACUUAAAAUAUAAAGAUUUUUAUUAAUAAUAAUUUUUAAAUAAGUUAUUUUGUGUUUAGUAAGUUAUUAUAAAAGUUUUUGUUUUAAAAUGUAUUAAAUAAGAGUAAUAAAAUAGCUUUUAAAAAUAGGAGAAGUCACAUUUUUUAACUUCUUCAAAAACUCUUAAAUAACUUUUUGAAAAGUUAAAAAUUUAUCUAAAAAAUUGUACUAAAUACUAUUAAUAUAACUUUUUAUAAGUCAAGAAAAAAAAGCUUUUGAAGUUUUUCAAACGAACCCUUAUUGGGUCGACAUUGGACUUUGCUGUCAUGGAUCCAUGCAAGGUGGUGAUUAAUGGUGAGCUGGUUGAUGAUGAUCAGGAUCAAGAGAGUGAGAGUGAAGAUGUGGUAGUCUUUUGAUGUUUGUUCUAUACUUCUAUGUGAAAGAAUAUAUUUUUUGUUUGUGUUUAAAUAUAUGGUAUUGGAUGGGUUUUGAUUGUAAUAUUUUGGUAGAUUUAUGUUCUUAGUUUAA
Messenger RNA from Arachis duranensis, 2079 nucleotides. RefSeq lists its product as uncharacterized. The transcript is spliced from 3 exons. Bases 397 to 1557 code for a protein of 386 amino acids. Lineage: Eukaryota; Viridiplantae; Streptophyta; Magnoliopsida; Fabales; Fabaceae. The record is from RefSeq and is a predicted model, not a curated record.